CGUCGCAAAAGUACCAAAGACACGCAAAGAAAGAAAAUGGUAAAGACUAGCAGUAAGAGUAUGCGACCUGGGCUCCGUUACGAAGAAACAUCUAACGGAAUGAUUUCAAAUCCGAAAUUUAUAAAAAAUCUAAAGACACGUGCAUCUAAGAAGAGAACAAAGUGUAAUACAACGCCAAUUUCUAACCAUAAUAAGAAUAUUGUUCGCAAGCAAGUGAGGAGAACAGUGAAGAAGAAGAAAAACGAGGAGCCCGUUAGACACGAAUUACCUAAGAAAAUAUAUAAAAAGACCAACAAUAAAAAGGAAACUCAAAAGGAAAAACAUGCCAGCAGAAAUAAUAAAACAAGAAAAAGUACAAGUUUGGGUUCAAGUUCUCCCAAAUUUGUUAGAGACCUAAAAUAUUUGUUUUCGACAAGUUUAAUGAAAUCUCAAUAUUGUAAUACUAUUAAUGAUAUCGAGCAAUUGCAUUUAACAAAAAGUUUAAUUGAAACUAUUUCGUAUCCGAAAUUUGUUUUUGAUGACAUAGAACAAGAUUCCAAUAGCUGUCAUGGAAAAGAAAACAACAAUAAAUUGUAUAAGAAUGAAAUGGAUGUACUACUAUCACAGUGGACCGACAAUAAAGAUACAACCAGUGAAUUAUACUCGAGUCACAGCAAACCUAAAACUUGUCCUGAAACUUGGCGUCUUAAUACGAAUGAUUUGAUAGAAGAACGUGUUCACUCAUCACUAGAUUAUUGCUGUGCGAAAAGUAGCAAAACAAGAUACUGCAAGACGGAAACAGAAAAAAAUGCAAAGGCUUAUCCGGAUAAUGAGAAGAAUGUAAAUGCUAUCUCACACACUAAGCUCAUGUAUAAAUUAAACAUAGAAUUCGAUAAACUGAAAAAUGACAAAUGUUCUACUAUAGAUUUGUUUCCUAACUCAGACAGUAUAAAAACCAGCCUCGAUGCCAACAAUGACCAUUCUGAUGUCAAUGUCUAUAACGAUGAUAUAUUUAUACCAACAAAGGAAGAAAUGAAAAAUGAAUUCGUUAAAGGUUGCGACUUCGUUUUUCAUACAUUUAGAGACAAAGUGUUUGAGACAGUCUAUUCUGACCAUUUAGCGUCUGUUCAUUAUUUAAAACGAAUACUUCAUGGCUAACACGUAUUACGAUAUAGCGAACGUCCUGAGAUGCAAGCGCACUUUCAUGGGUAUAUAUUUCUUUUAUAUCACAUAUCGUACAUAUUCGCGUAUGCAAGCGGAGAACACGCGAUACCAUGUCCAGUAGGGGUUCACAGUCCGGGCUUCAAUGUUCAACGAUUCUAUAAUGAAUCAUUUCAUUGGCACAACCAGACAGAAGAAAGACCAAUUGCCGCAGUUAUUACCAAACACUCUACCCAAACGAAAUACCUGAAUACCUCGUGAGUGUAAGAACCGCAGGACCAACCCAAUGGUUCAUUUGUGGAAUGCCACAUACAGUAUUUAUUAUCCAGUAAAGUCAGAUCAUAACACGUAAAAAUUAAUGAUUUACGAGUAUAAUGUUAGUAAUGUAAUCCUGCGAGAUUGUUGACAUUCUACAAAUAACGCGAUUUAU
Molecule: messenger RNA, 1570 nt
Organism: Hyposmocoma kahamanoa
Lineage: Eukaryota; Metazoa; Arthropoda; Insecta; Lepidoptera; Cosmopterigidae
Exons: 7
Coding region: 37-1137 (366 amino acids)
Source: RefSeq, a predicted model, not a curated record